GGCGAGCUCGUCGGUGCUCAGUCAGUCGAGUUUCGGUUGCCAGGGCGCGCACUUGUGAGAUACUGAUACUGUGAGAAAGACGGGUCUGAUCCGGUUCGCGUGUAUAUCCCGUAUCGCCAUGAUCACGCCGUCUGGCCUGGCCUGGCUCCGUGUCGCUGGGAUUGCCCUGAUGAUCCUCGCGGUCGUGGAGGUCGACGCGAUCGAGACCCCACGCGACCGUCCGCUUCGGUUGCCGAACGACACCUAUCCGCUCCACUACCAGCUGCACAUCUCCAGCAACAUACACACGGGAACGUUGUUGUUCAGCGGAAAUGCCACUAUUGACGUACUCAUCCGGCGGUCGACAAACGAGAUUGUGCUGCACGCCAAAAAUCUUACGGAUAUCCAGAUAACUGUUCACCGGCUGGCGACUUCCGAUGCGGGUCUGGAGACCUUCGUGCUAGUGGACGACCUCACCCACACCUUCUAUGAGCAGGCCGCAUUUCUAAUCAUCCAUCCUCAGGAUGACCACCAGGCCUUCGGGGAGGGUCAGCGGUACCGGCUGGAGAUCCUCUACACGGCGAUCAUGAGGAACCGCGCCAUGGGUCUCUACUAUAUGGAUUACCACGACGAAAAAACCAACAGCACCGUUUAUGUAGCCGCCACGCAGUCGGAGCCAACUUAUGCUCGUCUGAUCUUUCCCUGCUACGAUGAACCCGGCUUUAAGUCAAACUUCAGCAUAACGUUAACGCAUGGUAGUACUCACUCGGCCAUUUCAAAUAUGCCUGUCAAGAAACUGAUUUCUCACGGAGAUCUGACAACAACGCAUUUCCAUGCAACCCCACCCAUGUCCACCUACCUAGUGGCCUUUGUCAUCUCGAACUUCGAGAGCAUAUCGGAGACAUAUCGCGGAGUCACCCAAAGCGUCUACUCCUCGCCCACCACCAAGGAAAAGGGUCAGAGUGCCCUGAAAAACGCCGUAAGAACGGUGGCUGCCAUGGAAGACUACUUCGGAGUUAGCUAUCCUCUGGAAAAGCUUGAUCACGUGGCCCUGAAAAAGAACUAUGGAGCUGCUAUGGAGAACUGGGGACUUAUCACCUUUAAGGAGGCCAAUUUGCUGCAGCAGGACUCGGACGAUGUGCACAAGAGGGUGAAGGACAAGAUCACGCAGAACCAUGAGAUUGCCCACCAAUGGUUCGGGAAUCUGGUGUCGCCCGAGUGGUGGACCUAUGCUUGGAUGAACGAGGGAUUUGCCACCUACUUUGGAUAUGUGAUCACGGAUCUGCUCUACCCCGAGGAAAAGGUGAUGGACAUGUUUGUGGCCGACGAGGCCGAUCGGGCUUAUAGCUACAACAGCUUCUUCGACGUCCGGCCAAUGACAUCGUAUGUGGAAAAAGAGAAGGACAUCAUGGCCGCCUUCGACAUCAUCACAUACAAGAGGGCGGCCUGUGUAAUCAAGAUGUUCCAUCACGCCUUCCGCCAAAAGCUAUUCGUGAAGGCGAUCAGCCACUUUCUGGAAAAAUAUCGUUACAGCACCGCCAACGAGCUUAAUCUCUUUGAUGCCCUCCAGACGGAGCUCCGGGAGGACGAGUAUUUCUCUCAGCAGCCAUGGACGUCUCGGGUCCAGGAUAUUAUGCUCUCCUGGACCCACAGCGAAUGGAUGCCCAUUGUCUUGGUAACAAGGAAUUACGAGAACAAUUCUAUAACCUUCAGCCAGCGAUCCAUACACGCCAAAGACGAGCUCUGGUGGAUACCAUUGAAUUUUGCCACUGCCCAGGCGCCCAGUUUCCAGGACACGCAAGCAGAUCUAUUCAUGCCUCCCCAGUCACAUUACUCAGUGACCUUGGAUGACUUGGGCUUCCAGUUGAACGGCAGGGAUUGGAUUAUAGUGAACAAGCAGCAAACGGGAUUCUACCACGUUCAUUACGACAACGACAAUCUGAGGGCCAUUGCCCGUCAGCUGCAGGUUAAUCACUCCCUCAUCCAUCCCGUUAACCGGGCGGCCCUCUUCCGAGACCUGAAGCCCCUGAUUGAGCACAACGAAAUCGAGCAUGUGGACGUCCUGUUCGAGAUGCUCAAGUACAUGGAGUUCGAGGAGGACAUGCUCCCGUGGAAUCAGGUGGCAGACACCAUAGACUUUCUGAGAAGGAACUUGUUUGCCACCUCCUCACAGGAUCUGUUCAAUGCUUUUGUGCGUCGCUUGGUUACGCCCAUUUUUCGUCGUCUCUUUCUCGAUCCUGAUGGCGGCCAGAUAUCGAACAGCGCCCUGAACGCCGGCCAGGAGAUUCUGCAGAUGGCCUGCGUGGCCGACCUACCCGAGUGCCUGGACUAUACCCGCCGCCUUACCAAGGAAUACAUCUUCAAGAGAGUGAACUUGACCAACGAUUCGGAAUACUAUGCCAUGUAUGACACAGUCCUGUGCCUGGGAGUCCGCUACCUGAGCGACAACGACUUCCGCGGGGUCAUCGAUAUGCUGCAGGCGGCAGAUCGAAGCUCGGUGUACUACGACGACAUGAUAUAUUCCCUGAGGUGCACCCAAAGCCACAGGCACCUGUUGUCCUAUCUGGAGUUGCUGCUGGGCGAGAACUCCACUCACCUGAUUCUCAGUGAUCCGGAGGCCAUGAUGUACCUGUUCUACGUCUACAAAUCCAAUCAGGCGGCCCGCCCCGUGAUUUGGCAGUACAUCGACCGGAACUACAGGCUGCUCUGCCGGUCACCGAACUUUGUGGAACAUUUUAAUCAGAUUGCAGAGUUUCUGCCCCGGCAACAAAGGCCUCAUUUUAUGCGACUCCGCCAGAGUAUAGCCUGUCAUAUGGCCCUGGAGAGCCUGAGGCCAAACGAGGAGCUAAUCGAUGUGAAUUCCCCGCUGGUGGGGAAGAAGGCCAAGCUCAGCGAAUCCUUCCUGGACAAGUUCGAGCAGCAGAUCCACAGCUGGUUGUUGAGCGAAGUGCCCUCCGCACCCGGCAAGAGUGACGCCCUUCUGGCCGCCUCCCUUAGCGCAGUCUCCAAUGGAUCCAGUAGGCCGCAGGGUAUUCUGAAGGAUGCGACCCGGGUGGUGCGAAAAGCAUUGAGUUCGAUAGGCCCCUCGUUUUACAGAUGAUUGCAGUUCCUCGCACCUUACACCUAGACAAUACAUAAGUACAAGCUUAAUUAAAAAUAAAUUAAAUCCCAUAGAA
Messenger RNA from Drosophila ananassae, 3155 nucleotides. Its product is annotated as endoplasmic reticulum aminopeptidase 1. Gene Ontology annotation, molecular function: metalloaminopeptidase activity; peptide binding; zinc ion binding. Gene Ontology annotation, cellular component: cytoplasm. The transcript is spliced from 6 exons. Lineage: Eukaryota; Metazoa; Arthropoda; Insecta; Diptera; Drosophilidae. Gene Ontology annotation, biological process: peptide catabolic process; proteolysis. The record is from RefSeq and is a predicted model, not a curated record. Bases 119 to 3079 code for a protein of 986 amino acids.